CGGGGUCCCCCUCAGUUCCCCGCGUGUGCCGGGGUCCCUCUCAGCCCGCGUGUGCCGGGGUCCCCCUCAGUUCCCCGCGUGUGCCGGGGUCCCCCUCAGUUCCCCGCGUGUGCCGGGGUCCCUCUCAGCCCGCGUGUGCCGGGGUCCCCCUCAGCCCCGUGUGCCGGGGUCCCCCUGGGACCCCCGUGCGCCGGAGCCCCCCUCAGCCCCGUGUGCCGGAGCCCCCCUCAGCCCGCGUGUGCCGGGGUCCCCCUCGGACCCCCGUGUGCCGGAGACCCCUCCCGCCUCAGGGUCCACAGGGAGGGGAAGAGCUGGCGGCGGGAAGCUGAGGGGCCGCUGCCCGGUCCGCGCCCCCCGCCGCGGGGUCCCGGAGUCCCCUGGGCCGGGCCGCGCCCCGCCCCUUCGCUCCCGCGGGCCCCGCCGGGCCGCGUGUCUCCGCUCGGUGUCAGCUGGCACCGGCGCUGGAAUCUGACCCUGGCACCCGGCCGGUCUCCAUGGAGGCGGCGGGUUUAUUGCAGGGGUGGGGGGGGCGCGCCCCGCUGGACUCCGGACCCGCGCUGGGAGGGAGAGGGCCGCGCAGCGCGCGCCGCGGGAGCCGCGAUGGCCAACUUUCUCUCCCAGGACCAGAUCAAUGAGUACAAGGAGUGCUUCUCGCUGUACGACAAGCAGCAGCGCGGCAAGAUCCGCUCCAGCGACCUCCUGCUGGUGAUGAGGUGCCUGGGGGCCAGCCCCACGCCUGGAGAGGCACAGCGGCACCUGCAGACGCAUGGCAUCGACAGGCAGGGGGAGCUGGAUUUCUCCACAUUCCUGGCCAUCAUGCACGCACAGAUGAAACAGGAAGACCCCAAGAAGGAGAUUCUUCUGGCCCUGCUCAUGGCCGACAAGGAGAAGAAAGGGUACAUCAUGGCAUCCGAGCUCCGGGCCAAGCUCACGAAACUGGGGGAGAAGCUCAGCCACAGAGAAGUGGAUGAUCUUUUCCGGGAAGCAAAUAUCCAACCCAACGGCCGAGUGAACUAUGAUGAGUUUAUUCACAAGAUCACCAUCCCCGUGCGCGACUACUGAGCACGGCAGCCCCUGGGCUGGGGUGGGGGCUGGCCUGAAGGGGUGGGAGGGAAACUGGGGACAUUAGUGCUGGGAAAUGACACUGGUGGAGGGAUGGGUGUUGGAACGUUGGGUGACUGAAAUGGAAUCAUGAACAGCUUUAUAAUGCUCUAUCUCGUGGUGGUCCAAUAAAGUUCUUAAGGAAAGUGUCCUGGCAUCGGGGAGGCAGCAGGCCUGCAGCCAGCCGACAUUCCAGACUGGAGCAGGGGUGUCGGGUCAAUGAAAAUAAGGAUUCCAGCCUAAUCAAUAAAAUAAAGGAUUCCAGCCCUUCG
Molecule: messenger RNA, 1373 nt
Organism: Sorex araneus (European shrew)
Lineage: Eukaryota; Metazoa; Chordata; Mammalia; Eulipotyphla; Soricidae
Gene: CALML4
Product: calmodulin like 4
Exons: 5
Coding region: 601-1062 (153 amino acids)
Cellular component (GO): myosin II complex
Molecular function (GO): calcium ion binding
Source: RefSeq, a predicted model, not a curated record